Messenger RNA from Mirounga angustirostris (Northern elephant seal), 699 nucleotides. RefSeq names its product BCL2 associated X, apoptosis regulator (gene BAX). Gene Ontology annotation, cellular component: mitochondrial outer membrane. Bases 113 to 691 code for a protein of 192 amino acids. The transcript is spliced from 6 exons. Gene Ontology annotation, biological process: mitochondrial fusion; extrinsic apoptotic signaling pathway in absence of ligand; positive regulation of apoptotic process. Gene Ontology annotation, molecular function: protein heterodimerization activity; protein homodimerization activity; channel activity. NCBI's taxonomy places the organism in Eukaryota, Metazoa, Chordata, Mammalia, Carnivora, Phocidae. The record is from RefSeq and is a predicted model, not a curated record.
UUGCGGGGCGGUCACGUGAGAGGACGCACGCUCAGUGGGCGGUCACGUGACCAGGGGCGUGCUGCGGCCGCCCGGGCGGACCCGGCGAGAGGCGGCGGCGGGAGCGGCGGUGAUGGACGGGUCCGGGGAGCAACCCAGAGGCGGGGGGCCCACCAGCUCUGAGCAGAUCAUGAAGACAGGGGCCCUUUUGCUUCAGGGUUUCAUCCAAGAUCGAGCAGGGCGAAUGGGGGGAGAGACACCCGAGCUGGCCCUGGAGCAGGUGCCCCAGGAUGCAUCCACCAAGAAGCUCAGCGAGUGUCUCAAGCGCAUCGGAGAUGAACUGGACAGUAACAUGGAAUUACAGAGGAUGAUCGCAGCCGUGGACACAGACUCCCCCCGUGAGGUCUUUUUCCGAGUGGCAGCUGACAUGUUUUCCGAUGGCAACUUCAACUGGGGCCGGGUUGUUGCCCUCUUCUACUUUGCCAGCAAACUGGUGCUCAAGGCCCUGUGUACCAAGGUGCCCGAGCUGAUCAAGACCAUUAUGGGCUGGACACUGGACUUCCUUCGAGAGCGGCUGCUGGGCUGGAUCCAGGACCAGGGUGGUUGGGACGGCCUGCUCUCAUACUUUGGGACACCCACGUGGCAGACAGUGACCAUCUUCGUGGCUGGAGUGCUCACUGCAUCACUCACCAUCUGGAAAAAGAUGGGCUGAGGCCACCA